Molecule: messenger RNA, 1117 nt
Organism: Juglans regia (Persian walnut)
Lineage: Eukaryota; Viridiplantae; Streptophyta; Magnoliopsida; Fagales; Juglandaceae
Product: GTP-binding protein SAR1A
Exons: 4
Coding region: 190-771 (193 amino acids)
Biological process (GO): intracellular protein transport; endoplasmic reticulum to Golgi vesicle-mediated transport; vesicle organization
Cellular component (GO): COPII vesicle coat; endoplasmic reticulum exit site
Molecular function (GO): GTPase activity; GTP binding
Source: RefSeq, a predicted model, not a curated record
UUAUGGUCUCUCUCAAAACGACGUCAUCUUCCACUCGACCAGCCAGAUCCAGGGGCGUUUCGUAGACCUCCAAUCGGCCGGACGUUCCGGUUCUCUCCGUCGCUCUCACACUCCGACUCGAUCAGAUAAAUCACAAUCCGAAGACUGAGAGACAGAGAGAGAGAGAGAGAGUGAGAGAGCAGCAACAGCAUGUUUUUGCUGGACUGGUUCUACGGAGUCCUGGCCUCGCUUGGUCUCUGGCAGAAGGAGGCGAAGAUCUUGUUCCUAGGCCUCGAUAAUGCCGGAAAGACUACCUUGCUCCAUAUGUUGAAGGACGAAAGACUGGUACAGCAUCAGCCGACACAGUAUCCUACCUCGGAGGAGUUGAGUAUCGGAAAAAUCAAGUUCAAGGCAUUUGAUUUGGGAGGGCAUCAGAUCGCUCGAAGAGUCUGGAAGGAUUACUAUGCCAAAGUUGAUGCUGUGGUGUACCUGGUGGAUGCCUAUGACAAGGAGAGAUUUGCGGAAUCAAAAAAGGAAUUGGAUGCACUCCUUUCUGAUGAGGCCCUUGCUAAUGUCCCUUUUCUUGUUUUGGGAAACAAGAUCGAUAUACCAUAUGCUGCCUCGGAAGAUGAGUUGCGAUACCAUCUUGGCCUGACCAACUUUACUACUGGCAAAGGGAAGGUAAACCUAGCAGACUCUAAUGUCCGUCCAUUGGAGGUAUUCAUGUGCAGCAUUGUGCGGAAAAUGGGGUAUGGUGAUGGUUUUAAGUGGCUUUCUCAAUACAUCAAAUAGGCUAGUGGUUAGCUAGAUAUUUACGGUCCCCUGUACCUGGAAGUCCCACUAAACGACACCCCAAGGUACCAAAACAUAUAUCAAUUACCCUGUUUGUUUCAGCCUCAAAGUGGCUUUAAAUUGGAUGUAUUGUGUUUGGAUAUGUGUGGAAGGAGGUUUUAGUGUCACUGUUCUUAAGUUUAGUUGUGGUAGCAAAUCUUAUUGACGCUGUAAUUUGUUAUUUGACUUUUUUAAUCUGCUACAUAUUUGUGAUAAGAGUCAUAAAAUAGUAAACUGUAUUUGUUUGAUGUUUCUGGCUGUAUCUGGAAUCAGUUAUAGAGGAUACAAAAGCGUCCAUAUUUCUUAA